UAUGUAUGGUGGUAUGGGGAGUUAUAUCUACUGCAACGGCAGCAUGUCAGAAUUACGGUGGGCUCAUUGCUUGCCGCUUCUUUCUUGGUUUUGUUGAGGCUGCAUAUUUUGUAAGUUCUUCGCCAUCCAUGACCCGACUGACGGCGUUGCUAAAAUAAUCACAGCCUGGAUGUUUAUACUAUCUUUCGUGUUGGUAUACUCGCAAGGAACUGGGCUUUCGAACUGCAAUCUUCUAUUCAGGAGCUUUGAUCAGCGGUGCAUUUUCGGGACUCAUCGCAGCUGGUGUUCGAUACAACAUGGACGGUCUCCAUGGACUUGGGGCAUGGCGAUGGCUGUUUAUCAUCGAAGGUGCCGUCACGAUAGGAAUUGCCAUUGCAGCCUUUUGGGUGCUACCAAAUUUUCCGAGAACGACUUCGUGGCUCACAGAUGAAGAACGGCAACUUGCUAUUUGGCGUCUUGAAGAAGAUAUUGGAGAGGAUGAUUGGUUGGAUAGCGAGCACCAGUCAUUCCUUGUCGGGCUCAAACUCGCGUUCUCCGAUAUCAAGACAUACGUUUUGAUGUUCCUCCUCUUUGGAAUCGUCGCUGCAGGAACUGUCACCAAUUUUUUCCCAACUGUCGUCAAGACUCUUGGCCAGAAUGACGUGAACACGCUACUAUUGACUGCUCCUCCUUAUGUUCUUGCGGUCAUUACCACAUUCCUGAACUCGUGGCAUGCAGAUCGCACCGGCGAACGGUUCUUCCACAUAACACUCCCACUUCUCUUUGCCAUCUUUGCCUACAUCCUCGCAGCAGCAACUACUUCCACGGCCCCUCGUUACGUAGCAAUGAUGUUUAUGGUCCCAGGAGUCUACACCGGCUAUGUUGUAGCGUUGGCAUGGAUCAGUAACAGUCUCCCUCGUCCACCCGCUAAGCGAGCAGCUGCUCUCGCCUUCAUCAACGCAAUUUCCAACACCAGUUCUAUAUAUGCCAGUUAUAUGUACACGGAUGCCGCUAAGCCGAGAUACAUCACAGCGAUGAGCGUCAACUGCGCAAUGGCCCUGAUGGCAAUUUUGGCUGCGACAACACAACGAUUUAUUCUCGUGAGAUUGAAUAGGAAGUUAGAGCAGGGCAUUCGUGUCGAAGGCGCGAUCAAUUCAGGUGGCUUCAGGUUCAGAGUAUGAGGAACGAUGUUGGAAAUUCGACUAUUGAUGGAUUAUGUUCAUUGGUUUCAGACGUCGAAGUAAAUAGAGAGUCGCUUGUGGGCAUGGAUCAUGUCUUUUUUGUUAAUUUGUCAACACGCCAAUGAAAUGGAUGAGGACAGGACAUUCUCACCUGUGUAAAGUGGUUUUGGUCUGGAAUAAACAAAGCUUGACUCCAUGUCAUGCUGCCCAGGUUACCUCCUACCGAUCCUAAUUGCUUUCCACCUCCCAGAGCUGCCCAUGACCUUGACCUAUCUUCAAGCCU
Messenger RNA from Cadophora gregata, 1443 nucleotides. RefSeq lists its product as uncharacterized. The coding region runs from base 297 to 1160 and encodes 287 amino acids. Gene Ontology annotation, cellular component: membrane. The record is from RefSeq and is a predicted model, not a curated record. NCBI's taxonomy places the organism in Eukaryota, Fungi, Ascomycota, Leotiomycetes, Helotiales, Ploettnerulaceae. Gene Ontology annotation, biological process: transmembrane transport. Gene Ontology annotation, molecular function: transmembrane transporter activity. The transcript is spliced from 5 exons.